Engraulis encrasicolus (European anchovy) is the source of this 1742-nucleotide messenger RNA. It is a transcript of the gene nrtn, whose product is annotated as neurturin. Gene Ontology annotation, molecular function: glial cell-derived neurotrophic factor receptor binding; receptor tyrosine kinase binding; growth factor activity. The transcript is spliced from 2 exons. The record is from RefSeq and is a predicted model, not a curated record. Lineage: Eukaryota; Metazoa; Chordata; Actinopteri; Clupeiformes; Engraulidae. The coding region runs from base 601 to 1284 and encodes 227 amino acids.
GUGAGCGCCUGUGGAUUCUUCUUGCUUUGUACACUGUCUUUUUUUUCUCCUUUUCCUUUUUUUAACAGUGUACCAGUUAUGUUGCUCUUUUUCUCAUCAUCCUGCACCAGUUUCUUAGAUGAUCAACAGUUAACUUGUGGUUCACAAACAGGAUGAAGAAAUUGGAAAUAAAACCUUCAUAUAACACUGUGUUGAUGUGUUGUAAUGCAAUGUCUUCAUGGCAUGUCCUUUAUUUUUAAUGUAUUUAUUUUCUGUCGUGUGUUUUCAUAUUUUACAAAAAAAGACAGGAAUGUCACAUAGUGAUGAACAAUGGCUACGUUUACAUGAGACAUUUAACUCAGAAUUAACUCCAUUUAAUUUUGAGUAAAGCUUAAUUCCGCUUUGAAAACGUCAUGUAAACACCUCUUAAUUCGGAAUUAAAGGAAAUAUCAAAGUAAACUCGACGGAACUAUUUAAAUUCAGAAUUAUUAAUUGCGUUUAAUUAGUAUUAGUAAUUACGUAAUUAUGUAAACGUAGUGAUUAUGAUUGAAGAUGGCUGUGUAACUUGUCCUUCCCUCUCCUCUGUUGCUGUAGCGGGCCAAUGACCCUACUCAUUCUAAGAUGAGGUUAUGGAAGUGUGCCGCCAUUGCCUUGACAGUCUGCGGUGCAGCACUCUCCCUUCUCUGCAUCCACAUGGCUCCUGCCAGGACCACCACGCACCUCCUCUCCAGGGACUCCUCCUCUUCCUCCUCCUCCUCCAGGAGGUUCCUCAUGCCCUCCUCCUCCUCCUCCUCCAACUCCAACGCCUCCUCAUCCUUGGGCAGCGCACACCAUCGCAAGCGCAGAUCUUCAUCAGAGGGAGGCACAGUGCUUUCAGAAGUCAUGGACAUGUUCCAGAGCUUCACAGAAGGAGAACUCAAGCAAGUUAUCGGGGCUCUGGUGGACCGGAAAGCCCGGCGGGACGCCACUAGCGAGAGCAAAAGGACUAAGCGCGCCCGCCACAAGGAGACGGGCCCGUGCAAGCUGCGCGACAAGGAGAUCACGGUGAGCCAGCUGGCUCUGGGCUACGAGAGCGACGAGAUCGUCCUCUUCCACUACUGCGUGGGCAAGUGCUCGGCCAGCCGCCGCAACUACGACAUCACGCUGGCCGCCAUGAAGAAGCGGCGCGCCAUCAAGCGGGACCGGGCGCGGCACAACCCCUGUUGCCGGCCCACCGCCUACGAGGAAGACAUCUCCUUCCUGGACAACAAUAACAGAUACCAGACCAUCAAGGAGUGGUCGGCCAGCCAGUGUGGCUGCGUGUAAUCAGACACCCCUAACCACCCCUCCUCCCGCUCCCACUCCCGCUCCUGCUCCUGCCCGAGACCAGCUCUGUCCCCUGAUACUGUAUCGCUGUCUCUGCCACAGCAGCAGAUGAGAGGAGCGGAGUGAGCAGUGGCGGUGACAAUGACAGUGACAGUGGGGUGGUGUGGGGGUGGUGGGGGGUAGGGACACCAGACCAGGAUAGACAGCGUACUGCACUGUGCAGUACCGUACCAUUUGGAAGCUUUAAUGAUCCUGGGCUUCAAGAGACAAGAAAAAAAAAUGAUAUGUACGCUUGCCAUUGCCUUUGUUUGAAAGAUUUUUUUUUUUCCCUGACGCUGUCGAGCCAAUACACUGUACGAAUGACUUAUUCAGACGAGCUCUUCCUCUUUAUUGAUCGUUGCUCCACUAGUUACAUUUAUGCUCGGCCUCAAUGAAUAGGCUAUAGUCUAUUCGACCCC